AUGGCCACCUCUGGACGCCUCGGCUUCACGGUGCGCAGCCUCCUGAAUUUACCUGAACAGGACGCGCAGCCAAGGGUGAGGCGGGAGCAACAGACGUGCGGUCCUCAGACCGCCGCCUGGCUGGAGUCGGAGCGCGGCCACUAUCCGUCCUCGGAUGAGAGCGGCCUGGAGACCAGCCCUGCAGACUCGUCGCAGCUGCCUUCCCUCGUGCGAGCGUCCGCCGGCUCCGACGCAGAGAAGAGGAGGAAGCGGCGGGUGCUGUUCACCAAGGCCCAGACCUUGGAGUUGGAGCGGCGUUUUCGGCAGCAGCGCUACCUUUCGGCGCCCGAGAGGGAACAGCUGGCUCGACUUCUGCGCCUCACGCCCACGCAGGUCAAGAUCUGGUUCCAGAACCACCGCUACAAGUUGAAGCGUGGGCGAGCGCCAGGGGUCACAGAGUCUUCGGAAAUGGCAGCAUCAGCUGAUCUGCACGCUGCUCCUGGUCUGCUUCGCCGCGUAAUGGUACCCGUGCUGAUUCACGACAGGCCACCGUGCAAUGGCAGGGGUGAGGGGACCGCUGCGGUGCCCCAGGACAAGUGCAGCGCACGCCCGGCCACUGCAUGCCCAGUGCCGGGCUACACCGCCUUCGGCCCGGGCUCGGCGCUAGGCCUCUUCCCUGCCUACCAGCACUUAGCACCACCAGCUCUGGUCUCCUGGAACUGGUGA
This is a messenger RNA of Apodemus sylvaticus (European woodmouse), 705 nucleotides long. RefSeq names its product NK2 homeobox 8 (gene Nkx2-8). The coding region runs from base 1 to 705 and encodes 234 amino acids. The transcript has 2 exons. Gene Ontology annotation, molecular function: DNA-binding transcription factor activity, RNA polymerase II-specific; RNA polymerase II cis-regulatory region sequence-specific DNA binding. Gene Ontology annotation, cellular component: nucleus. NCBI's taxonomy places the organism in Eukaryota, Metazoa, Chordata, Mammalia, Rodentia, Muridae. The record is from RefSeq and is a predicted model, not a curated record. Gene Ontology annotation, biological process: cell differentiation; regulation of transcription by RNA polymerase II.